This is a messenger RNA of Annulohypoxylon truncatum, 1431 nucleotides long. RefSeq lists its product as uncharacterized. The transcript has 4 exons. Bases 168 to 1334 code for a protein of 388 amino acids. Lineage: Eukaryota; Fungi; Ascomycota; Sordariomycetes; Xylariales; Hypoxylaceae. The record is from RefSeq and is a predicted model, not a curated record.
UUAUCCAUCUUUGAUAAUCUGAGAAAAAAAACCCAAAAAAAACCUCGAACUUUCACUGACUCGAUGCCUUCUUUUUCUCCGCGUUGUUUUCGACACCACGUGUGAGGUCUGGUAAAUCGAGACUCUGCGGCCAUUCGUUUGUUCCGUGGGUCGUUGUAGAGGAGAUUAUGUCGCAGUUCCGCUACUCGACCGAUAACUUCAAUGAACCGGAACCCAUAUCCAACAGACCAGCGACGAUAUGGGGUGUUGUUAUAUCGUGCCUGAUAGUCUCGUGGAUAUGUGUUAGCCUUCGACUAUACGUUCGACUACUGGUAGUCCGGGCUCCGGGAUGGGAUGAUUUAUGUGUCUUGCUCUAUUUGCUCAUGGUCACUGCCGGAUCGAUAGCAGUAUGUGUCGGCGUCACAACCGGCCUUGGCAAGCACUUUUUGCUUCUUGAACCCUGGCAAACUAAAGGUUUCUUGAAGACAUUUUAUAUCGGAAACGCCACCUACGUGACUGCGACGGCACUGAUAAAAGAAGCACUUUUGCUCCAGUAUCUUCGCAUCUUUGAACGGGGCAUCUUCAUGCGCCGGCUUCUAAUUUUCUUAAUCAUAUUCACGGCCUUGUGGGGAGUGGCGUUUUCUUUCCUUGCCUGGGUACCCUGCGUACCUGUAUACACGUUUUGGGAUACCGGAGGAGGACCGAAUUGUUUCGGCUACGGCUCAUCGUAUGCAGCUCCUUUUAUCGCCACUUUCGAGAGUCAUGCCGCCAUUAAUAUGGUACUUGACACUCUGGUCCUCAUCAUCCCGCUCCCAUUAUUCUUCAAAGAUGGCGCCACAACAUGCACCCGCAUACGGCUCGUUGGCCUGCUCUCCAUGGGCAUCUUCGUUCUCGUUUUUGCGACCUGGCGGCUAGUGACAAUUAUUGAGCACCAAGUCGCGACUUGGCCCACUAGGGAUCCGACAUGGUACGGGCCCAUCAGUAUCGUUUUGGCUGUUCUUGAAGUAGAUGCAGCAUCUAUAUGUGCCAGCGUUCCGAUAUUCUGGCCGGUGCUGCGAAAUAUGGAAUGGGGCAAGAUAUUUGUGACGCAGGAGGUUAACAUCACGAGGGAGACGCGGUAUAUGGACGACGACGAAGAUCGGUUGACACGAGACACGAGCCACAGCAGGACUGGCAGCGAGGCAGACUUAGGGGGCGACAGCGGAAGGAAAGUCAUGAGGAAUAAGGGGAUGUAUUACCAGGAUUCGUACGUCUUGAGCCAGGUCGAUCCCUUACACACAUCGGUCGAGCGCGUACACGCGACUGUGCGCAGUGAUGGGGUGAAGGGUAGUUCAAAAAUGUGGAUGAAAAUAUAAGAGAAGGCAUAAAAUUGAAUUCAAAACCGUUAACUCCCGUGUUUCUCAUAUCCCAGCAACCUAGCUCCAUCAUUUCCGUUCGUAUCCUGUGGAUCUA